Phyllopteryx taeniolatus (common seadragon) is the source of this 1214-nucleotide messenger RNA. RefSeq names its product serine/threonine-protein kinase ULK4-like. The record is from RefSeq and is a predicted model, not a curated record. Gene Ontology annotation, biological process: protein phosphorylation. Bases 126 to 1079 code for a protein of 317 amino acids. Lineage: Eukaryota; Metazoa; Chordata; Actinopteri; Syngnathiformes; Syngnathidae. Gene Ontology annotation, molecular function: ATP binding; protein kinase activity. The transcript is spliced from 9 exons.
GUGGAGUUUCCUCUGUAUUUUUUGGUCUUUUCCGGUAGCCGUUUGUACUUUCCUUUCCAUAACAAGGAACAAAGCAACAACAAUGGCGACCAUGGAACAGUGUCUGUUUGAACGAAUGGACCUAGAUGACACGUUUAAUUAUGCUGCAAAAUCGAUCAAGAAGGCGGCGGCGUAAGUGGUAUGUGGAACCGAGAGGAACGAUGGAGAACAUUGACCUGUAUGAGGAGCUGGGAAGUGACACUAUGACUGUUGUCUAUAAAGGAAGGAGGAUGGGCACUCUGAAUUAUGUAGCCUUCAAAUGUAAUGACAAAGCCAAGAGGCCUGAAAUCACCAACCAUGUCCGUAUAUGCAAAGAUCUGGAUCAUCCAAACGUUGUACGCUUUUAUGAGUGGUACGAGACCAAAAAACACUUGUGGUUGGAGGUGGAGCUCUGUUCAGGUGGUACCUUGGAGUCUGUGAUUAUUCGGGAUGGAUGUCUUCCAGAAGAUGUUGUGAGGAAGUUUGGGUGGGACUUGGUCAAAGGACUGGAACACAUCCACAAGUUACGAAUCAUUUUGUCUGACUUGACACCUGCUAAGAUCCUGCUGGAUAGUAGUGGCGUGUUAAAAUUGGGAAAUUUCUGUUAUUCCAAGACAGAGACAGAUACUCUUGAAGAUUUUUUAUUAUUAUGUUCUACAUGGGAAGAAACUGGAAAAAUAAAAUAUGACACAAGACAUCAAGACAUCAACAUCAAGAAAAGGUUUCAAGGAUCACCAACUUACAUGGCUCCAGAGGUUCUCCUGGGAUCAGAAACUACUGCAAUGUCUGAUCUCUGGGCUCUUGGUUGUGUUCUCUACUACAUGUACACUGCGAAACCGCCAUUUUACUCUACUUGCUACAGUGAACUAAAGGAAAUGAUUUUGUGUCAAGAACAAUCAUCUCCGACACAGAAAGUCUUUGAUGCAGUGUCGCCAACGACUCCUCCAAGUCGGGAUUUCCAAAAUCUUCUGAAACGUUUACUCAACAAAAACCCUGAUAAGAGAAUGAACUUGGCAGAGUUACUGAAGCACCGCUUCUGGACACUGAAAGAGAAGAAUUAGAAGAAGAAGAUGACAAAGAAUGUCUUGAUUUGCAGAGGCCAAAAAUAUGAAAUACUUUUUUAUGACAAAGUAAUACAACAAAACCUGCAAGAACUACCUUCGGGGUACAUAUAUAAAUUGUUUUAUAAACUCAAU